GAAAGAGGGAGAGAACAGCGUUUGACCGGUAGUAACCCCGGCGCUCGGCACAGCCGAAUCUAUAAAAGGAACUAGUCGCGGCAAAAACCAGUAAUUCCGAGGGCGAGCGAGCGGGCCGGGACCGGCAGAGCCCACUUCUCUCCGCGGCGCAGCGCAAAGCUGGGCAGGGGGCGCCGCGGGACCCGCGCAACCACAGCCGGCUUGGGGAGCUGCUCUGCUCCCUGUUUCCCCCCACUUUUUUCUUCCCCUUUCUGGAAGGGUUUGUGCAGGGGUAGGGAAAACAGACUCAAACAGCAAAGUGGAAAACAGUUAAUGACCAGCCACAGAGUCACAGCUCUGUGCUCUGGCUGCUCCCUCCAGGGCUCUCGAGCCGCAGACGCAGGUCGCUGUGGGUGCCGGCUGUGGUGACAUGGCUUGUUGGCCUCAGUUAAGGCUGCUGCUGUGGAAGAAUCUGACAUUUCGAAGGAGACAAACAUGUCAGCUGUUACUGGAAGUGGCCUGGCCUCUCUUUAUCUUCCUGAUCCUGAUCUCUGUACGCCUGAGCUACCCACCCUACGAACAACAUGAGUGCCACUUUCCGAAUAAAGCCAUGCCGUCUGCAGGAACCCUCCCCUGGGUACAGGGGAUUAUCUGUAAUGCCAACAACCCCUGCUUCCGUUAUCCAACUCCCGGCGAGGCUCCCGGUGUUGUUGGAAACUUUAACAAGUCCAUCGUGUCUCGCCUGUUCUCAGACGCUCAGAGGCUUCUUCUGUACAGCCAAAGAGAUACCAGCAUUAAGGACAUGCACAAGGUCCUGAGAAUGUUACGGCAGAUCAAGCAUCCCAACUCAAAUUUGAAGCUCCAGGAUUUUCUGGUGGACAAUGAAACAUUCUCUGGAUUCCUGCAGCACAAUUUGUCCCUUCCAAGAUCUACUGUGGACAGCCUGCUGCAGGCGAAUGUUGGUCUCCAGAAGGUAUUUUUGCAAGGCUACCAAUUACAUUUGGCCAGUCUGUGUAACGGAUCAAAAUUAGAAGAAAUUAUUCAGCUUGGUGAUGCGGAAGUUUCUGCCCUCUGUGGUCUACCGAGGAAGAAGCUCGAUGCAGCCGAGAGAGUACUGCGCUACAACAUGGACAUCCUGAAGCCAGUUGUGACAAAACUAAAUUCCACAUCUCAUCUCCCGACCCAGCAUCUGGCUGAAGCCACCACAGUGUUGCUUGACAGCUUGGGGGGCCUGGCCCAAGAGCUGUUCAGCACAAAGAGCUGGAGCGACAUGCGGCAGGAGGUGAUGUUUCUGACCAACGUGAACAGCUCCAGCUCCUCCACCCAGAUCUACCAGGCAGUGUCCCGCAUCGUGUGUGGUCACCCAGAGGGUGGGGGCCUGAAGAUCAAGUCCCUCAACUGGUACGAGGAUAACAACUACAAAGCCCUCUUUGGAGGGAAUAACACCGAGGAAGACGUGGACACCUUCUAUGACAAUUCUACAACUCCUUAUUGCAAUGAUUUGAUGAAGAACUUGGAGUCUAGUCCUCUUUCUCGAAUUAUUUGGAAGGCACUCAAGCCACUGCUUGUUGGAAAGAUUCUCUAUACACCUGACACACCAGCUACAAGGCAGGUCAUGGCUGAGGUGAACAAGACCUUUCAGGAGUUGGCUGUGUUCCAUGACCUGGAGGGCAUGUGGGAAGAACUCAGCCCCCAAAUUUGGACCUUCAUGGAGAACAGCCAAGAGAUGGACCUUGUCCGGACGCUGUUAGACAGCAGAGGCAAUGACCAGUUUUGGGAACAGAAGUUGGAUGGAUUAGAUUGGACUGCCCAAGACAUCAUGGCGUUUCUGGCCAAGAACCCAGAAGAUGUUCAGUCCCCAAAUGGCUCUGUGUAUACCUGGAGAGAAGCUUUCAAUGAGACCAACCAGGCAAUCCAGACGAUAUCUCGAUUCAUGGAGUGUGUCAACCUGAACAAGCUGGAACCCAUUCCGACAGAAGUCAGGCUCAUCAACAAGUCCAUGGAGCUGCUGGACGAGAGGAAGUUCUGGGCUGGCAUCGUGUUCACAGGCAUCACUCCAGAUAGUGUGGAGCUGCCCCAUCAUGUAAAGUACAAGAUCCGGAUGGACAUUGACAACGUGGAGAGAACUAAUAAGAUCAAGGAUGGGUACUGGGACCCUGGUCCUCGGGCUGACCCUUUUGAAGAUAUGCGCUAUGUCUGGGGCGGCUUCGCCUACUUGCAGGAUGUGGUGGAACAGGCCAUCAUCAGAGUGCUGACGGGAUCUGAGAAGAAAACGGGUGUCUACGUGCAACAGAUGCCCUACCCCUGUUAUGUUGAUGACAUUUUUCUGCGGGUCAUGAGCCGGUCAAUGCCCCUCUUCAUGACUCUAGCCUGGAUCUACUCUGUCGCUGUGAUCAUCAAGAGCAUUGUGUAUGAGAAGGAGGCUCGGCUGAAGGAGACCAUGCGGAUCAUGGGUCUGGACAAUGGCAUCCUCUGGUUUAGCUGGUUUGUUAGCAGCCUCAUCCCUCUGCUUGUGAGCGCUGGCCUGCUGGUGGUCAUCUUGAAGUUAGGAAACCUGCUGCCCUAUAGUGACCCCAGCGUGGUGUUCGUCUUCCUGUCUGUGUUUGCCAUGGUGACCAUCCUACAGUGCUUCCUCAUUAGCACGCUCUUCUCCCGUGCCAACCUGGCAGCAGCCUGUGGGGGCAUCAUCUACUUCACGCUGUACCUGCCCUAUGUGCUGUGCGUAGCCUGGCAGGACUAUGUGGGCUUCUCCAUCAAGAUCUUUGCUAGCCUGCUGUCUCCUGUGGCUUUUGGAUUCGGCUGUGAGUAUUUCGCCCUUUUCGAGGAGCAAGGUAUCGGGGUCCAAUGGGACAAUCUCUUUGAGAGCCCGGUGGAGGAGGACGGCUUCAAUCUCACCACUGCAGUGUCCAUGAUGCUCUUUGACACCUUUCUCUAUGGCGUGAUGACAUGGUACAUCGAAGCCGUCUUUCCAGGACAGUAUGGAAUUCCCAGGCCCUGGUAUUUUCCUUGUACCAAGUCAUACUGGUUUGGUGAGGAAAUUGAUGAGAAGAGCCACCCUGGUUCCAGCCAGAAGGGAGUGUCAGAAAUCUGCAUGGAAGAGGAACCCACUCAUCUGAGGCUGGGGGUGUCCAUUCAGAACCUGGUGAAGGUUUACCGAGAUGGCAUGAAGGUUGCUGUGGAUGGCUUGGCGCUCAACUUUUACGAAGGCCAGAUUACCUCCUUCCUGGGCCACAAUGGAGCAGGGAAGACCACCACCAUGUCAAUACUGACUGGGCUGUUUCCCCCAACUUCUGGCACGGCCUACAUCCUGGGGAAGGACAUUCGCUCGGAGAUGAGCUCCAUCCGGCAGAACCUGGGAGUCUGUCCCCAGCAUAAUGUGCUGUUUGACAUGCUGACUGUCGAAGAGCACAUCUGGUUCUAUGCGCGCCUAAAGGGGCUCUCAGAGAAGCACGUGAAAGCAGAGAUGGAGCAGAUGGCCCUGGAUGUUGGCUUACCCCCGAGCAAGCUGAAAAGCAAAACGAGUCAGCUCUCAGGUGGGAUGCAGAGAAAGCUGUCUGUGGCCUUGGCCUUCGUGGGUGGAUCCAAGGUUGUCAUUCUGGACGAGCCCACAGCCGGGGUGGACCCGUACUCUCGCAGGGGAAUAUGGGAACUCCUGCUAAAAUACCGGCAAGGCCGCACCAUUAUUUUGUCUACACACCACAUGGACGAAGCUGACAUCCUUGGGGACAGAAUUGCCAUCAUUUCCCAUGGGAAGCUGUGUUGUGUGGGCUCCUCCCUGUUUUUGAAAAACCAGUUGGGAACGGGUUACUAUCUGACCCUGGUUAAGAAAGAUGUGGAAUCGUCCCUCAGUUCCUGCAGAAACAGUAGCAGCACCGUGUCUUGUCUGAAAAAGGUGGUGCCUGGGCUCCCCGCAGCUGGGCAGAGUGGAGGCAGAGGAGGAGAGGUGCAGAGGCUGGUGGCGCUGACUCAAGAUGUCUCUGCUAUCUCCAACCUCAUCAGGAAGCACGUGUCUGAAGCCCGGCUGGUGGAGGACAUUGGGCACGAGCUGACCUAUGUGCUGCCGUACGAAGCCGCGAAGGAGGGAGCCUUUGUGGAACUCUUCCAUGAGAUUGAUGACCGGCUCUCAGACCUGGGCAUCUCCAGUUAUGGCAUCUCGGAGACCACCCUGGAAGAAAUAUUCCUCAAAGUGGCUGAAGAGAGCGGGGUGGAUGCUGAGACCUCAGAUGGUACUUUGCCAGCAAGACGAAACAGACGGGCCUUCGGGGACAAGCAGAGCUGUCUGCACCCAUUUACGGAAGAUGAUGCUGUUGAUCCCAAUGACUCUGACAUAGACCCAGAAUCCAGGGAGACCGACCUGCUCAGUGGGAUGGACGGCAAAGGCUCCUACCAGCUGAAGGGCUGGAAACUCACCCAGCAACAGUUUGUGGCCCUUUUGUGGAAGAGGCUGCUGAUUGCCAGACGGAGCCGGAAGGGUUUCUUUGCUCAGAUUGUCCUGCCAGCUGUCUUUGUUUGCAUUGCCCUGGUCUUCAGCCUGAUUGUGCCACCCUUUGGCAAGUACCCCAGCCUGGAACUUCAGCCCUGGAUGUAUAAUGAGCAGUAUACAUUUGUCAGUAAUGAUGCUCCCGAGGACAUGGGCACCCAGGAACUCCUGAAUGCUCUGACCAAAGAUCCAGGCUUUGGGACCCGCUGUAUGGAAGGAAACCCAAUCCCAGAUACCCCUUGCUUGGCUGGGGAGGAGGACUGGACCAUCAGCCCCGUCCCCCAGAGCAUCGUGGACCUCUUCCAGAAUGGAAACUGGACCAUGAAGAACCCCUCACCUGCGUGCCAGUGUAGCAGUGACAAAAUCAAGAAGAUGCUGCCUGUGUGUCCCCCAGGGGCAGGGGGGCUGCCACCUCCUCAGAGAAAACAGAAAACCGCAGACAUCCUUCAGAAUCUGACAGGAAGAAAUAUUUCAGAUUACCUGGUGAAGACGUACGUGCAGAUCAUAGCAAAGAGCUUAAAGAAUAAGAUCUGGGUGAACGAGUUUCGGUAUGGCGGGUUUUCCCUGGGUGUCAGUAAUUCUCAAGCACUUCCUCCGAGCCAUGAAGUUAAUGAUGCUAUCAAGCAAAUGAAGAAACUCCUGAAGCUGACCAAGGACAGCUCCGCAGAUCGCUUCCUCAGCAGCCUGGGAAGGUUCAUGGCAGGGCUGGAUACGAAAAACAAUGUCAAGGUGUGGUUCAAUAACAAGGGCUGGCAUGCUAUCAGUUCGUUCCUGAAUGUCAUCAACAAUGCCAUUCUCCGGGCCAACCUGCAGAAGGGAGAGAACCCGAGCCAGUAUGGAAUCACUGCUUUCAACCACCCCUUGAACCUCACUAAACAGCAGCUCUCAGAGGUGGCUCUGAUGACCACCUCUGUCGACGUCCUCGUGUCUAUCUGUGUCAUCUUUGCGAUGUCCUUUGUCCCUGCCAGCUUUGUUGUGUUCCUGAUCCAGGAGCGUGUGAGCAAAGCCAAGCAUCUUCAGUUCAUCAGCGGCGUGAAGCCUGUCAUCUACUGGCUGUCCAAUUUUGUCUGGGAUAUGUGCAAUUAUGUGGUCCCUGCUACACUGGUCAUUAUCAUCUUCAUCUGCUUCCAGCAGAAGUCCUAUGUGUCCUCUACCAACCUGCCCGUUCUAGCCCUUCUGCUCUUGCUGUAUGGGUGGUCGAUCACUCCUCUCAUGUAUCCAGCAUCCUUUGUGUUCAAGAUCCCCAGCACCGCCUAUGUGGUUCUCACCAGUGUGAACCUCUUCAUCGGCAUCAAUGGCAGUGUGGCCACUUUCGUACUGGAGCUGUUUACAAACAAUAAGCUCAAUGACAUCAAUGACAUCCUGAAGUCUGUGUUUCUUAUCUUCCCACAUUUUUGCCUGGGGCGAGGGCUCAUCGACAUGGUGAAGAACCAGGCCAUGGCCGAUGCCCUGGAGAGGUUUGGGGAGAACCGCUUCGUCUCUCCGCUCUCUUGGGACUUGGUAGGACGGAACCUUUUUGCCAUGGCCGUGGAAGGGGUGGUGUUCUUCCUCAUUACUGUUCUGAUCCAGUACAGAUUUUUCAUCAGGCCCAGACCUGUAAAGGCGAAGCUUCCUCCUUUGAAUGACGAGGAUGAGGAUGUGAGGCGGGAGAGACAGAGGAUUCUGGACGGUGGCGGACAGAAUGACAUCCUAGAGAUCAAGGAACUGACCAAGAUCUAUAGGAGGAAGCGGAAGCCUGCAGUCGACAGGAUCUGCAUCGGCAUCCCUCCCGGAGAGUGCUUUGGACUCCUGGGAGUUAACGGAGCUGGGAAGUCAACAACUUUCAAGAUGCUGACUGGAGACACCCCUGUGACCAGAGGGGAUGCGUUCCUUAACAAAAACAGCAUCUUAUCAAAUAUCCAUGAAGUACACCAGAACAUGGGCUACUGCCCUCAGUUUGACGCCAUCACAGAGCUGCUGACGGGAAGAGAGCAUGUGGAGUUCUUUGCCCUCCUGAGGGGAGUCCCAGAAAAGGAAGUUGGCAAGGUUGGUGAAUGGGCAAUUCGCAAACUGGGCCUGGUAAAGUAUGGAGAAAAAUAUGCCAGUAACUACAGUGGCGGCAACAAACGAAAGCUCUCCACAGCCAUGGCUUUGAUUGGCGGACCUCCUGUGGUGUUUCUGGAUGAACCAACCACAGGCAUGGACCCUAAAGCCCGGAGAUUCUUGUGGAAUUGUGCCCUAAGCAUUGUCAAGGAGGGGAGAUCUGUAGUCCUUACAUCUCAUAGUAUGGAAGAAUGUGAAGCUCUUUGUACAAGGAUGGCCAUAAUGGUCAAUGGAAGGUUCAGGUGCCUUGGCAGUGUCCAACAUCUGAAAAACAGGUUUGGAGAUGGUUAUACAAUAGUUGUACGAAUAGCAGGCUCCAACCCUGACCUGAAGCCUGUCCAGGAGUUCUUUGGACUUGCGUUUCCGGGAAGUGUCCUAAAAGAGAAACAUCGAAACAUGCUUCAGUACCAGCUUCCAUCCUCCUUGUCAUCUCUAGCCAGGAUAUUCAGCAUCCUCUCCCAGAGCAAAAAGCGACUCCACAUAGAAGACUACUCUGUCUCUCAGACAACACUUGACCAAGUAUUUGUGAACUUUGCCAAGGACCAAAGUGAUGAUGACCACUUAAAGGACCUGUCACUGCACAAAAACCAGACAGUUGUGGAUGUGGCCGUUCUCACAUCCUUUUUGCAGGAUGAGAAAGUGAAAGAAAGUUAUGUAUGAAGAAUCCCGUUCACACAGGGUGAAUGAAAGGAAGGAAGAGCGAGGUCUUCCUUUGCACUGUGUCAAGUGUUCUAGAAGAAAGCGUCCUGCGUUUCUGUGGAGAAGAACAAACUGGAUACUGUACUGACACUAUUCAAUGCAAUGCACUUCAAUGCAACGAGAACACAAUUCCAUUACAGGGGCAGUGCCUUUGUAGCCUAUGUCUUGUAUGGCUCUCUAGUGAAAAUGACUUGAAGUUAGUUCAUUACCUUAUACAGAUGUGAAACUCUGGUGUGGAACCAAGCAGACUCUGGGUUUGGAUUCAUACUUUUUUUGUUCCUGUGUAUUCUCACUAGGAUUGCAACAACAGUCUAUCAAAUAGUCAUGGCCAGUGAUAAUCAAAGUCAAAGGCACACACAUCCUCGUCCAUUAAGCCAUUAAGCCAUGCUGAACCACAAAACAGGUUUCCCGGUGACACAUCCAUUGCUGGCAAUGAGUGUGCCAGAGUUACUAGUGCCAAGUUGCUCAGAAAGUCUGAAGCACUGAGUGUGUCACAAACACUUUUGUGAAAACCGCCCUACUGUCGGUUGACAUCAUUAAAUAUCAGGUGACAAAAACGGUGCCACAUGUGACUAAAUCCCCAUUUUCCUUCUCUCUUUGAUGAGCUGCUGUUGUGGCUGUCUUGUACAAAAUGUGCAUCUCUCUAACCCAGGUACUUGGUUCUCUUGUUCAGUGUUGCCCAUGCCCCUGUCAUGGCUUGCCAUAGCAUCUUUCUGAGACUUUUUCAAAUACAUUAGAUCCUCCUAAGCAGCAAAGAUUAGCAGCCAAACUGCUGGGGCUGCAAGCGGCUCAGUUCAGGGUGUGGCAUGAAAGAUCCAGUGCAUUUACACGUGGCAGGUCUGGGUUGGUUUGUGCUGACUGUCUCCUAACACAAGAUGGGUACACUACACCUUGAGAUCCUUCAUUAUUUAACAGAAAUCUAGUUCUUUCUAACUGUUUGAAUUAACCUAGAAAAUGAAAGGGUGGCAUUUCAUUUUGACAAAAAUGUUUGCAUUGUUAGUAUUAUUUGGAAUUUUAAGUUUUAUCAAUGCUUCUGGAAGCUUAGAACUGUACACGUGUGAUGUCAGUCACAUAGAGGAAUGUGCCCGGACUGCCUCAUGCCUUUAUUUUCCUUGGUAAAUUUGAAGAUAGAAUGUCUGACUAGCGCAGUGACCAGAAAACAAUGUGGUAGUCAACAUCUCAGGCCAUAUUUUAAGAUCCUGUAGAGCACUAUUCAUUUCAGGUUGCAGAUGGAGUAUUUUUGAAACAUCAUUACUAUGUAGAUGCUUGGAUAGGAGUGAGGGGGAGCUAGCAGAUUUCCUGUGCCAUUUAUUCAGCUGAUUGAUGUACAGAUGUAGGUUUAUUUUGUAAAAUCCACUGAAAGAAUAUGGCCACACCCUUGCCUACUUGAUAGCAUCAAUACAGAAGCCAAGAAGGACCACUAAGUAACCCCCUCUUCCCAGGGAGAGCAGCUAGCUUGAAAUCUCUCGGAUACAAUCGAUGCGUCUGACCUUUGGGAUCCUCACCAUAUGGGCAAACAAUGGGCUUUGCAGGAUGAGAGACACCCACUUAAACCUCUGACGAUCUCGAAUGGUUCAUCUCUUCCGUCAUUAACCAGUCAUGGAAAACAAUCAACAAACUCUGCCACGUGAAAUAUUUUUUCAGACUUUUCUAACCCAAGCUUAAUUUGUUUUCAUCUGCAAGCAACGUGGAAAAAAAUAGUUAUUUCACCAGUGCUCAAUGUCAUCCGUCUUCAUACAAAACAAAAAUAUGAGUAAGUUCCUGUAUUGGGCAAAGUUCAAGUGAGCUUUUGCUAUCCUUAUUUAACUUCUUCUAAAAAUUUGGAAGAAUAAGAUUUCAGAUCUAUUUCAAAUUAUGUUUAUAUAAUGUUAUGUAAUUCAUUGCUUGAAAGGAAAAAUGACAAGUUUGAUACUAAUGUCAACAUAGGUUUCUAAAAUGAUAAGGAAAGUGUGUUUCCAGUAGUUAUUGGCAUACCAUUCAUUUUAGAUAUCAAAGAUACCGAAAUCAAAGAAGCAUGUCUUUAUUUUUCAAAAACAAACUUCCGUUGGCUUUCUCAGUCCAUUAUCACCAUGUACAGCCCUUAGAAAAAUCCUUGUUUUAAUUACUCAGAUUUUUGAGGCCACAAAACAACAACAAAAGUAAGGCACCAUUUUUGAAAACAAAAUCAAUUGAGUGUAGAUUUAAAAUCUUUUCUGAAGCUAGAGACAAUCUGUAGCUAUUAUGUUACCUUUUACACUAUCUGAAGAGCAAUCUUCAACUUUCCUGUUUAAACGUAAUUAUUUUAGAAAGUUAAAAAUCAAUCCUAUCUUCAAAUAAGAAUUUCUUAGAUUCCCUAUGGAGAUGUGCAUUGUGAGUUGAGAAAUUCUCAAGUGCAAACACUUCUGGUUUACUUUAAAAAAAAAUAGUGGAAAACUUACUAACUGUGAAUAUGAGAAAGACAAAAGAAAGUGAGUCCUCUCGCUAGAUAUACCUAGCAUAAUUCAUUAUGAAACAAACAAACCUCAAACUACUGUAUUUUGGUGUCUGUACCGCAAGCAUAUGCCUCAUGACUAUAAAUGUUACAUACAUCAUUUGCUCUCUGUAUAGUAGGCAUUGACUUAAAGGGAUUGUUUGUUGUCUUCUCAUGGUUGUAUAUAUCAGGUAAAAUUGUUCCAAAGAGCCAUGUGUUAUGUAAUGGGGAACCACUUUGAUACUGAAUUACUAAUUUGUACUUUCAUUACUAUUUGCUGGUAAUAGUGUAACGCCACAGUAAUACUGUUCUGAUUCAAAACUGUUGCAUCCCUUUUUGUAGAACAUUUAUAUUUCCAUAAGGAUUCGGUAUGUUCUUUUCCCUCCUGCCCUAGGAUGAAGCUGGUUUUGUGCUUUUUCUUUAUCAUUGGCCCUCAUUCCAAGCACUUUAUGCUGUCUGUAAUGGAUCUAUUUUUGCACUGGAAUAUCUGAGAUUUGCAAAACUAGACAAAAGUUUCAGAGCAGAUUUCUAAGUUAAAUCGUUUUCAUUAAAAGAAAAAAAAACUGAAAAAAAUUGUAUUGUGAAUAACUUUAUAUGACGUGUUUUUUUAAAAGCUUGUUUCUAUGUUAUGAGUCACAAAAUAAAGCUGUGACAGUCCU
This is a messenger RNA of Mus musculus (house mouse), 10348 nucleotides long. It is a transcript of the gene Abca1, whose product is annotated as ATP-binding cassette, sub-family A member 1. The transcript has 50 exons. Bases 410 to 7201 code for a protein of 2263 amino acids. The record is from RefSeq and is a predicted model, not a curated record. Gene Ontology annotation, molecular function: phospholipid transfer activity; apolipoprotein A-I receptor activity; phosphatidylcholine floppase activity. Lineage: Eukaryota; Metazoa; Chordata; Mammalia; Rodentia; Muridae. Gene Ontology annotation, biological process: phospholipid efflux; adenylate cyclase-activating G protein-coupled receptor signaling pathway; phospholipid homeostasis. Gene Ontology annotation, cellular component: plasma membrane; endocytic vesicle; membrane raft.